UCUCAUGCCACAGCGACUUUUAUUAGUAACGACGCGCUGCUACGCUGACAGAAUAAUUGACAUUUGAUCUCGCGCUCUGUGCGCGGCACCUGUUUUCAUCCCGCAAGCCUCGAAAUCCGAAGCACAGCACACUGAGACUUUUUCCGCGCACAGGUUACAGAUAUACACCUCCUCAUCCCGUAUUUUAGGAUAUACCGAAGUCAGGGAGUCGACAAAGUGGGAGAGCAGGAACACGAGUCAGGUUAAUUUUGUGCCAGCACCCAGCCGUAGAUGCCAGGACCUCACAGCCUUUUCGGCAUCAUGUAGGACAUGAUGAAGCCCUGCAAGCCCGUGUUGAUUAGGAGGAGUGAAGUGGACGGAGUGACAGAUGCUUCCCUGACCGACUCUUCAAAUGUUGAUGACCGCAGGAUGGAGAAACAGACCUUGGUGACAGCUAUCAGUUUGUCCAUGAGCCUGUCGUCACUGGCGCUUCUCAUCACCGCUAUCAUGACCGACCACUGGUACGAGACGGACACCACACGGCACAGGCAGAACUGCGAGCAGUUCGGGCCGGACGCCAACGAACAGAAGAACCGGAUGAUGCCCAUCUAUCACCUGCCCCUGAUGGACAGCAGCAAUCCUCGGAGGAACCAGGCGCUGCUCCGGGCGAUCCACGUCGGGAGUAGAGAGGAGCUCCUGGAAAACUGGAGGUCCAUUUUGGGAAUGGGAAUAUUGGAAACGGAAUGCGGGCGACCUAUUUUCUCCACUCACUCUGGACUUUGGAGGAAAUGUUAUUAUCUAGGAAAGGACAAGGACAUCGACAACCUCAUAUCCAAGGGUAUAGCCCAGCGAUGCACCACCAUCAAGUACCAUUUCUCCCAGCCCAUGCGGCUCCGCAACAUCCCUCUCAACCUGACCCGCACCAUCCAGCAGGACGAGUGGCACCUCUUACACCUGCGGCGGAUCACAGCGGGGUUUCUAGGCAUGGCGGCAGCCGUUCUGUUGUGUGGCGGCAUUGUAGCGUCUGUCAGCUUCGCCUGGGAGAAGAGUCUCACUCAGCACGUCUCUGGGCUGCUCUUUCUCAUGGCAGGGAUCUUCUGCACCAUCUCCCUGUGUACCUACGCGGCCAACGUGUCCUACGACCUGGCCAGGGUCCCUCCCUUCAUCUACGGGCUGCCUGCUGACGUGGAGCAUGGCUACAGCUGGUCCAGCUUCUGUGCCUGGCUCAGUCUGGGGCUGAUGGUGGCGUCUGGAUGCGUGUGCACCAUCUUCCCCAUCCUUAGCCGUAGCAGCAGCAAAGCCCAGCAGGGCAAGGAUGCCCCCAACGCCGGUGUCUGACACACACCUUACUGCGUUUGAUAUACAUUUUGCAAUGUGUUACACACACUGAGCUGCAGCAAGGGCCUGUAGGAAGAGAGAGUCUAAUAUGUCUGUGUCUGACACACCUCUUACUGCAUCUUUCACAUCAACUCUGAGCCGUAACAAGAGCCUGCAGACCAAGACCAUCCCCAGACAUCUGUCUGACACAGCUGCAGCAGACGCCUGGGAGCUGGGACUAAUGUUGACGCCUGCGUUUUCAGUGUGAAAACACUUCUGAGUCAACCAUGCUUCUACUAGACCCCACAUCUAAAUCUAGGUUACCUCCAUUGAGCAAAACAUCCUGGACUUAUGGAAGUAUGGAACCAUCAAUGUUAGCUACACCCCUGCAUCCAGGCUUUUUCGGUGGCCUUUAUGCGAUUAUGUCUGUGAUUAAGCCUACUGCUACCUUUCCACAUUAUAUUUUCUAUGUAUGAUCAGAAUUCAGUGUCAUGCAAGUAAUUGUCAAAUCACUGGGGGAAAACAGAGGCCUUGAUGUGUCAUCGAAAAUGACAAGACAGAAACAGUUAUUUGAAAGGAAAAUAAUUAUAGAAAAGAAGACAGAAUUUAUAGAAAGAUGUGACUCAAACUGACAUUGAUAUGUACUCUGACCAUAAUUGUCACUUUCGUCAUAAUGAGCGGACCAAGGCAGCGUGAUAUGAGUACAUACUUUAAUAGUACUUAGCAACACGACACAAUACAACAACAAAAUAACAAAACGAUA
This is a messenger RNA of Coregonus clupeaformis (lake whitefish), 2059 nucleotides long. Its product is annotated as transmembrane protein 178A-like. Gene Ontology annotation, biological process: regulation of cytosolic calcium ion concentration; negative regulation of osteoclast differentiation. The transcript has 4 exons. NCBI's taxonomy places the organism in Eukaryota, Metazoa, Chordata, Actinopteri, Salmoniformes, Salmonidae. The coding region runs from base 310 to 1317 and encodes 335 amino acids. The record is from RefSeq and is a predicted model, not a curated record. Gene Ontology annotation, cellular component: endoplasmic reticulum membrane.